AUGGAAAAUCGUCGGCCUGAUAUCACACUAACCAGAGGAAGCACUAUCGUUUUGCUGUUUCUUGCCUCGAUCUUCAAUGUUCAAGGAGUGCAAGGAUCUAUAGGGGUGAACUAUGGCACGGUGGCGAACGACCUCCCGCCACCGUCCCAAGUCGCGCACUUCCUUCUACAAUCCACCAUCAUCAACCGUGUUAGGCUCUUUGACACCAACCCUCAAAUACUCCAAGCCUUUGCUCAUUCCGGCAUUCCCCUAACAAUAACGGUCCCCAAUGACCAAAUCCCCCACUUCACAAAACUAAGGUUUGCCCAAAAUUGGCUCAAUACCAAUGUCAUACCAUACACCCCGGCCACCAACAUAGUCCGCAUCUUGCUAGGAAAUGAAGUGCUCUCCACCACCAACAAGUUGUUCAUUGGGAAUUUAGUCCCUGCUAUGCAAACCCUUCACAUGGCACUUGUAGAUGCCUCCUUGGACCGUCAAAUCAAAGUCUCUACUCCACAUUCUCUAGGCAUUCUCUCAAGCUCAAGUCCACCAUCCUCAGGUAAGUUUAGGCAAGGCUAUGACACCCAUGUCCUUAAACCACUACUCACUUUUUUGAGAGUCACUAAGGCUCCUUUCAUGGUUAACCCCUAUCCCUAUUUCGGAUACUCGGGCGACACGCUCGAUUAUGCACUUUUCCGACCAAAUGCCGGUGUGGUUGAUCCCAAUACUAAACUUCUAUACACCAACAUGUUGGAUGCCCAAUUAGAUGCUAUAUAUUCAGCUUUAAAGGUUGUGGGCUUUGCGGACCUCGAAAUUGUUAUAGCCGAAACAGGCUGGCCUUCGAAGGGUGAUGCAGGCCAAGUUGGAGUUGACCUAGAGAGCGCAGCCGACUACAACCAAAAUCUCAUUCGUCACAUGACAUCCGGUAAUGGUACCCCGUUGAUGCCAAACAGGACUUUUGAGACCUACAUAUUUGCCCUCUUCAAUGAAAACCUCAAGCCCGGCCCAACAAGCGAGAGAAACUUUGGGCUUUUCCGACCCGACAUGACACCGGUCUACAAUGUUGGCGUCCUCCGGCACACGGCUAGUUCGUCUACACCGGGGAAUGAAAGCCCAAGCCCAAAGCAAACUCCGUCGCCGCUGCAUGCAGGAAAACAAUAUUGUUUGCCCAAAAAUGGGGCAGACACAGAGGCCUUGCAAAAGAACAUUGAUUAUGUUUGUGGGCUAGGAUUGGAUUGUGGCCCGAUUAAGCAAGGAGGGCCGUGCUUUAUGCCUAACACAGUUAGAGCUCAUGCAGCUUAUGCCAUGAACAUAUACUAUCAAGCAAUGGGAAGGAACGGCUAUGAUUGCGAUUUUGAGCAAACGGGAGCCACCACAACCGUCGAUCCAGGCUAUGGAAAAUGCAAGUAUUGAUGAUGGAGAGAAUUGCAAUGCUGAAGAUAUAUUACCUCCACCUUAGUAGCCCUUU
Molecule: messenger RNA, 1447 nt
Organism: Fragaria vesca subsp. vesca
Lineage: Eukaryota; Viridiplantae; Streptophyta; Magnoliopsida; Rosales; Rosaceae
Product: glucan endo-1,3-beta-glucosidase-like
Exons: 4
Coding region: 1-1392 (463 amino acids)
Biological process (GO): carbohydrate metabolic process
Cellular component (GO): plasma membrane
Molecular function (GO): hydrolase activity, hydrolyzing O-glycosyl compounds
Source: RefSeq, a predicted model, not a curated record